AUGGCAACCUCAACGUCAACUUCGCCCCCAAUGGAGCCGCUGGACGCCCUCCAAUCGCUCAUCAAUGACGUUCUUAUACAAACUGGCAAGGCUCUGCGGGCGUCUCGCAGGGACGCUCAGGGGAAUCUGACGCACGCCUAUGGGCCUUCGCAGUCAAAGCUGCCAGACACCAUCGAUCACUUUCACAAUGCGCUCAACGAGCUGGAAAGUGAAAUUAUUGGAGCCAAGUCGGUCUUGCUCAGAGAUUACAAUGAACUUCAAGAAAAGAAGAAGAAACUCUUUGCUCGGCCCGUCCCUCAUCCCGUCGAGGCACAAACAAAGCGACCUCUAAGCAUGGAUAUGCCCUCACCGCCCGAGCCAAUUUUCAAGGACGAGCUCAUGGCAGAGGAUGCAGAUGUGAAGCCGAUGGCGCCAUUCCCCAACAUGAGCAUCGAUCUUGCGGAAUCAGAGCCCAUGGACAUGUCCACCAAGGAACCCAAUGGCCAGCAACCGCAGCAGCAACCUCCUCCAGGCGGCAUGAACGGGCUAAACGGAACGACCAGUCCAGGAAUCGUCGUGCCCGCAGCGGACCAAAAGCCAAUUGCGGAUAUGCUUGCUGAACACUCUGCAUCAGCGAUGCCAGCCGCUUCUGGGAUGAACUUUACUGACAUGGAGUUCACUCUUGCGCCACCGUCGGGCAACGAGGUUUCCGUGCAACCCAACGCCUCCAAGGAGCCAUCCUUCGAUUUGGCUACCUUUGCACCAGCUGAUGGCACCGACGACCUUUUGAACCUCAAUAAUCUCCUACCCUCUGACCCCACCAAUCCAGCCGGUGCCGCCGCCCAGGCCAACCCAGCCCAGGUCAAGAUGGAGGAUAUCAAGGUGGAUGUGCCCGACGCAACCAUGAACACAGACUUCUUUGGCCCAGAGUCCGGGGCCGCCGACGGGAUGGACUUUGAUUUUAGCCUUGGCGGCACGGGAGACGAUACUUUUGACGACCUUAUGAACAACCGCGACAGCACGUUUGAGUUGAUGGAUGCCGGCGGUGACUUUGACACGGCGUUUUUCGGCCUUGACAAGCCGGAUGAGAAUCCAGCGUGA
Molecule: messenger RNA, 1080 nt
Organism: Trichoderma virens Gv29-8
Lineage: Eukaryota; Fungi; Ascomycota; Sordariomycetes; Hypocreales; Hypocreaceae
Exons: 3
Coding region: 1-1080 (359 amino acids)
Source: RefSeq, a predicted model, not a curated record